Molecule: messenger RNA, 2159 nt
Organism: Schizophyllum commune H4-8
Lineage: Eukaryota; Fungi; Basidiomycota; Agaricomycetes; Agaricales; Schizophyllaceae
Exons: 3
Coding region: 103-1992 (629 amino acids)
Source: RefSeq, a predicted model, not a curated record
CUGAAAUCAAGCUCCUGUCUCGGAUUGGCGUACCCCAUAAUCCAUGAUAACUAUUGGUGAACAGCCGAACGCUGCUUGACCUGGUAUUCCUGUCUCGUGGCGAUGCCUGGGCCCCAACCUCCUCCAACCUUUGGCGGCGAUGACAAGGGCCCCGUCAUGAGAGAUCCCAGCGUAAGUGGGGAACUCAGGGUGUCGACCACCGCGUUAUACGAUGACCUCCUGGCGGACUGGAGUGUUCACGGCAUGCGACAGGGUACCUUCCCACGUUUUCUGCAGCGCCCUAUUCCUCAAGAAGUAUUCGCUCGCCUCAAUCCCUCGCGAAUUCCAAAGCAUCCCCUCGACAAAGCUAAGGCGGUGGCCAUUCAAGAUGCGGUGGAAGCUCUGUCGGCCUACAUAUGGUACUUUCGCGCCACGGAGGCUCACAGUGGCGCAGGAGUCAGUAUACUGCUGGAUCAUCUUCCUGACGUCUGGAAGUGGGUCAAAUUCUUGCUGCGAACGUCGGGGAAUCUUCAUCACACCCGGGACGAACGCCGCGACGUGCGCUAUGAAAACAAGGUCUAUCUGGACAGCGACGGCAACGUGCACAUGGGGAUGGCGACGUGCAACACUCUACUUGGCGAGAUCUUCGUCCACAUACUCCAGACUGAUGCGGGUCCUGCGGCAUGCUUUGCCCGCGCGGACUUUAUCGACAUCGUCUGCACAAUCCUCACCACCCCAUUCCGCACAUAUGCGCCCGGGAACUGGCCCAACUUUCCGGACGACCUCGCCAAGUCUCUCCUCAGCCUUCUGCAGUCCGCGAAAUACGGCUCGCGCGUACUGGCGAAGGUGAUGUCCUUCGACGAGCAGAAUGACUGCUGUCUGGCGCGCUCUCUGGUCGACCGCCUGGCGUGGUUCUUCGAGGACCGUCUCUCCGAGUCAGAACGCCACAUACGAACCUACAUCAGCCUCGCGGCCAUGCUCCUGCAGGCAUCCCCGGAGUGCAUGUCAAACUUCCGGCGUCGCGGCGGGAUCGCACUCAUCGUGUACUUCCUCGUGCAGGUGCGACCAGCCCCCAAGCUCAUGCAGCCAGCCGCCAACCUGCACGGCGCGCCCAAAUUCGGCAUGUCAGUCCUCCUCGACCUCGCCGCCUCGAUGGACACCGUGUCGCCCAUCGUAGAGGCCUUCGAUGCAGGCGUUCUCAGGAUCCUGGUUCAGCUAUGCUUAUUCGAGGACGAUACGACCGAGCUGGAGUUUCGCCAGCUGAGCACGAGGUACAUACAGACGGCCCUCGGCCCCGCGCUGCUGUGGCCUGAUGUCCUGCGCGCGUGCCGGAAGGCGAUCAAGGUAGGGCACUUCAUCGUGGACAUAGACGAUCGUCGGAUGGUCGACCGCGUGCCUGAGCUGCGUGCUUUCUUCGAGAGAUAUCGCGUCUGUCUCAAGGCUCUGACGGACCUUCGUGCGGAGACGAAGGCCUUGCAGCACUGUCAUAGAGCGGAGUGCCCCGGCUCGACCGAGCCCAUCCGCCACAUAUGCGCUUGCGGCGCGGUCUACUACUGCUCGAGGAUCUGCCAGAAGGCGGACUGGCGCGCACGACAUCGCAUCACCUGCACGCGUGGGAUAGAGGCUUCUGCCCCUCCUAGCGGCCCAUGGCGAUCGCUCUUGCACGGAGGACCCGCUGAGCCACCCGAAAUGGACCCCGCGCCAAUUUCCAUGUCCUACUUGGAGCGCAUGUUUAUCAAACGCUGCGUCAUGCAUCCCAAUAACCUGCCCGCGCUGCCGCAGCUCGACGGUGGCAUGGGUGGCGAGCGACUGUACAUCGUGGAUUGGACGGGUCGCGAAAUGAUGCCCUCCGUGAUAGAUGUGCUGGAAUCGGAAUCAUCGACAGAGGGAGUAAGAACGACGGCUCGUGUAUAUGCGCGCAUAAGGAAGGGGAGCGCUGUAGGAACGAUACAUGUGGGCACGCUAGACGACCGGAGCAGUUUAGAUGCGCGUUUGGGGGAUAUUACCUUGUAAGGAUGGGCAUCAAACCUGAUCAGGGGUCUCCUCCCAGAUCUAUCGACAGAUUGUCUACCUACACUACCCAAAACCAUUCUGUGACUGCCAUAAUCAAUGAUGUUGCUCUUCGGUUGGAGUUGUAGAUCCAUAUGAUUGAUGUCACGUGUAUGAGCUUGAUGCGUCGG